This is a messenger RNA of Aspergillus pseudotamarii, 4539 nucleotides long. RefSeq lists its product as uncharacterized. The transcript is spliced from 2 exons. Gene Ontology annotation, cellular component: membrane. Gene Ontology annotation, biological process: phosphorelay signal transduction system; cellular hyperosmotic response; phosphorylation. Gene Ontology annotation, molecular function: phosphorelay sensor kinase activity. Bases 420 to 3845 code for a protein of 1141 amino acids. The record is from RefSeq and is a predicted model, not a curated record. NCBI's taxonomy places the organism in Eukaryota, Fungi, Ascomycota, Eurotiomycetes, Eurotiales, Aspergillaceae.
CAAUCACCUCGUGUCUGCCGUUUCCCUCUGAAAGUCGGCGCUCACCCUUCGAUGCGAAGCUUCACUAGGCCCUUUCCAUGGUAUCCCUGGUCCUACGAUCUUUGUCCUGUCGCCCCCGAAGGCAAACCGCAGCACCUCACUUCAUAAUGAAUAUGUUAUGGGGUUUUCGCUGAAUUAAUGCACCUUCUGCUUUUUAGUCACUAUUUCAGUCUCCAGAAGGCUUACCCACUGAUCAUAGGGAGUGCAUCUUGCUUUACAACGCUCAAUUAAUUUUGUUUGAGCAGACAAAAGUCGUCGCACUCGCUCUGCUUAAUCAGUAUCUUGCCAAUAUAGCAUUGAACCGAUAAUGCAUGGACUGUGUAUUCUAUUCUAGACACAACAGUACCCGUCACUAGCGGUGUACCCCUAAGUCGAAGGCUAUGGCAGCGGUAGAGAAAGCCUUCAGGACUGCGGCGGCCGGUUUAGAAUCUGCCUUCCCAUCUGGCAUUUAUCACCCUCAGCCCUUUCAACCAUUGAACUCCCCGACAGAGGAAGUGUGUCAUCUGCUCUUUCGGUUACCAGGAGAGCCAAGUGAUGCAAAGUCAGCGUUCGAGAGACAGCUGCAGACCUUCCUAGGCCAUAUUCAGUCUCUCCAAAAUGGUGCUCUGGAGGGUGACAUAUCGCCGCCCCAUUCAGAGAAUGGAUAUUCACCACAGUCCACACUGUGCGGGCAGCAUACUGAGAUGACCAUAAGGCCUCAGGCCCAAAAGCGGAAGUUUUCAUGGCUAGAUGACAUAUCAAACGGUCGUCAAGUCGAUCAUAACUCUGAGUAUGGGUUCGCGAACGAUGAUCACUAUUCUUUGGUGAAACGUGCUCUUGACGAACAGAAAGACGAAAUUGAACUUCCACGAGAAGUCGUUUCGAGCCUCUUCCGUGAGCUGCUACGUCACCGCGCAGCGAACAAGCACCCCGACCACGAGGUAGAUCUCCGGAAACAUCAGCAGAUGAAUAAAGCGUUUUCAACAGCCUUGCAAGAGAUUGCAAAGGUCAUCACCAAAGUUGCCAAUGGAGACUUAUCUACAAAAGUCCCGAUUCACCCACUGGAGAUGGACUCGGACAUCAUCACUUUCAAGGUCACAAUGAAUGCCAUGCUUGACCAGCUGCGGGUUUUUGCUAGUGAGGUCUCAAGAGUGGCGUGGGAAGUGGGCACUGAGGGUAUUCUCGGUGGCCAGGCCCAAGUAUCUGGAAUGCAUGGUGUAUGGAGAGAAGUGACCGAUAACGUUAACACUAUGGCCCUGAACCUGACUAACCAGGUCCGAGAGAUUGCUGUGGUCACCACGGCGGUGGCCCACGGGGAUUUGAGCCAGAAAAUUGAACGUCCUGCUAAGGGCGAAAUCUUCCUACUACAGAAUACUUUCAACACUAUGGUAGACCAACUCCGUACAUUUGCCACUGAGGUUAUUCGUGUCGCUCGAGAUGUUGGUAUUGAAGGGGUUCUCGGUGGGCAAGCGCGGGUAUAUGGCACCCAAGGAAUGUGGAAUGAGCUUACGACUAACGUUAAUGCCAUGGCCAACAACCUGACUAUGCAAGUCAGGGACAUUGCAACCGUGACCACUGCCGUUGCAAAUGGCGAUCUUACUCAGAAGGUCCGAGCAGACUGCAAAGGAGAGAUACUGGCUCUAAAAAAUAUCAUCAACUCGAUGGUUGACCAGCUUCGCCAGUUCGCCCAGGAGGUGACAAAGAUUGCAAGAGAAGUGGGGACAGAUGGUGUUUUAGGCGGCCAAGCGACCGUCCACGGAGUUGAGGGUGUCUGGAAGGAUCUAACUGAAAGUGUCAACAGGAUGGCAAUGAAUCUCACAAAUCAAGUCAGGGAAAUUGCGGAUGUGACCACGGCUGUAGCUCGUGGUGACCUCAGCAAACGCAUCACUGCCAAUGUGAACGGGGAAAUUUUGAGCCUCAAGGAUACCAUCAAUGGGAUGGUCGGCCAGCUGAACCAGUUCGCCUCCGAAGUUUGCAAAGUGGCCCGUGAGGUUGGUGUCGAUGGAACCCUUGGUGGCCAGGCUGUUGUUGCCAAUGUCGAGGGAGAGUGGAAAGCCCUGACAGACAAUGUCAAUAUGAUGGCAGACAAUCUCACCUCGCAGGUCCGGGCUUUUGGACAAAUCACCAAUGCAGCCACUGAUGGUGAUUUUAGCAAACUGAUCACCGUCAGCGCGUCCGGUGAGAUGGACGAGCUAAAGCAAAAGAUUAACAAAAUGAUCUCCAAUCUACGCGACAGCAUACAAAGGAACACUGCAGCUCGAGAGGCCGCCGAACUCGCCAACCAGAGUAAAUCAGAGUUCUUAGCCAAUAUGAGCCAUGAGAUUCGAACACCCAUGAAUGGAAUCAUUGGCAUGACUCAACUGGCCCUUGACACCGACGAUUUGCCUCCCCCAACUCGGGAAAUGUUGAACGUGGUCCAUAACCUGGGAAAUAGCCUUUUGGUGAUUAUUGACGAUAUUCUCGACAUCUCAAAAAUUGAGGCCAACCAUAUGAAGAUUGAGUCUGUUCCGUUCAGUUUGGGACAGACAGUUUUUAAGGCCCUCAAAAUCCUUGCAGUUGAAGCCAGUGAGAGGAGCCUCCAUCUUACAUACCACAUAAACAACUCAGUCCGAGACUGUGUGAUCGGAGAUGCCUUCCGUCUAAGGCAGAUUAUUCUAAAUCUCAUUGGGAAUGCGAUAAAAUUCACCGAGACGGGGCAAAUUCAACUUACGAUCAAGGAGGCCGCGCAAACCUGCCCUCCGGACAAGUACCUGCUCGAGUUCUCAGUGUCGGAUACUGGAAUUGGCAUUGACAAAAGCAAGUUGGAUCUUAUAUUCGACAAGUUCCAGCAGGCCGAUGGCUCUAUGACAAGGAAGUUCGGUGGCACUGGUCUGGGCUUGUCAAUAUCGAAGAAACUGGUCAACCUCAUGGGAGGAGAUAUAUGGGUCACCUCAGCCGUUGGGGUCGGGAGCACCUUUCACUUCACCUGCGCAUUUACAUCCUUGGAUCCCCCUGUCAAGGACAUUGCCAAAUAUGUUAUACCAUACAAGGGCUGUCGGGUCUUGUUUGUCGAGAAAGCCAAUGGCCAUUGCAACGAGGACCCAAAACGAAUCCAACAGGCACUACAACAAAUGGGCCUCCACGUGGAUGUCGUGAGGCUUGAGGAUGAUGCUCCACCGACAGAGACAGUGGUUCAGCAGGGUCAAGAGCUUCGCCGACAAUAUGAUGUCUUGAUCGCUCCCACCAUGGAUUCUGUAUCUCAGCUAAGAAAUUUCGACCGGUUCAAGACUCUCCCCGCCGUGCUAGUGUGUCCCGUGGUGUCAGUAGCCAUGAAGUCCGCUUUGGAUUUGGGUAUCACAUCCUAUCUAACAACACCCUGUCGUCCGAUCGAGUUAGUAAACGGUAUCCUUCCCGCUCUGGAAGGUCGCCCUUCUCGCCGUUCCUCGGACGAAACGCGCCCCUUGGCCAUUCUACUUGCCGAAGAUAACGAGGUCAAUCAGAAGGUGGCUCUCAAAGUAAUGCAGAGGUAUCACCACAACGUGACAGUCGUCUCGAACGGACAAGAGGCCCUGGAUGAGUUUCGCCACAAGCAGUAUGAUGUAAUAUUGAUGGACGUUCAGAUGCCGGUCAUGGGUGGGUUUGAAUCGACCCUUAGAAUCCGAGACUACGAGAAAGUCCAUACGCUUCCGCACACCCCGAUCAUCGCACUCACGGCUCAUGCGAUGUUCGGUGAUCGGGAAAAGUGCAUAUCAGCGGGCAUGGAUGAUUACCUUCCCAAGCCGCUCAACCAGACGCAGAUGAUGGAGAUGAUCCAUAAACAUGCAGCCCUUCGUGAUGUCUUACGUUGACAAUUAUAUCACAAGUCCAUCCUCAUGCCCAUACCAGGCGGUCGAUAUUAGGCCUACUUAAUGACGCUCUCACUAAGUUUGAUGAUUUGAACGUGCACUGACUGGAGGUUAGAUGUAUAAUGAUUGUUGAUCUUUUUUAUUCUCUCUUGUCUUUCUCAUCGCUUUCUUUGGUUUACUCUUGACCUCUUAUACCACGGUUUCCUUUUCUUUCCAUAGCUGUACAUAGGCUAACAUGACUACGCAAUUUGAUACAACGAGGAUAAUAACUCCGUUCGCGGCUUAAUAGACAGAUCCACUUGCAAAUUGGUUCCAAGCGAUUUUCUCCCCCGUAAUGAAUACACCCAUUCAGUUUCUGUUCAAGAGCUGCCAUUCUCCAACAGCAUACACGCCGUCGUCGUUAUCCCUGACUCUCCGUACUUAGCCAAGUCAAUCACAAUGCUAUCGUUAAGAUCCUUGAAACCCAGCUUCUUGUAUAACGCGUAUCCCUCUUCUGAAGAUUCCAACCAGACCGGAAGUUUUUGAGCGGCUGCCUCUUCCAGCCCCAUUGUGAUAAGUUUCGCACCAAUUCCUUUUCUCUGGUACUCAGGGAGAACGACAAGGACUCUGAGAACUAGAGUCACGUGUCAGCACGAAUAUACUAGUAUCGAGAUCGUGAAACCCUCCAGCAGAAGAAACACCAGCACUUCAACAAACA